Messenger RNA from Aureobasidium melanogenum CBS 110374, 303 nucleotides. RefSeq lists its product as uncharacterized. The coding region runs from base 1 to 303 and encodes 100 amino acids. Lineage: Eukaryota; Fungi; Ascomycota; Dothideomycetes; Dothideales; Saccotheciaceae. The transcript has a single exon. The record is from RefSeq and is a predicted model, not a curated record.
AUGGACUCGACAGCCGGACAAGCCAGUCCCGGCACGGCAUCCAAUGUCGGCAACCCGACCAGCUCCAGCCCAGAGUCGAACCGCAUCAAUCAGUCGCGAGCUACCGAUGCCAGCACCGGAUCACCAGACACAGCCAGCGUGCAGACACCUGUGAGCAACCCCAAGGGAGCAGCUACGGGCCAGCAGGGCGAGGACAGCAGCACGCAGGAGGCUUUCAAGCAAGACCCCAAUGCUUCCGCCAGCGAGAAGAGACAGAAUGUCGAGGAGAAGGGCCAGAGACCUCUUGAUCCCGCAGACAAGUAA